This is a messenger RNA of Hydra vulgaris (swiftwater hydra), 2750 nucleotides long. NCBI's taxonomy places the organism in Eukaryota, Metazoa, Cnidaria, Hydrozoa, Anthoathecata, Hydridae. The record is from RefSeq and is a predicted model, not a curated record.
AUAUUUAAUGAAAUGGAAAAUCACAUUAAACUACUUUCAAAUUUUUGUAGAGUUUAUGAAAAGAAAAAAAAUCUUAGAUUAAAGUCAAUAGGAUCUUUCAAAGAUGUUUUAAUGUAUGCAUAUAACAUUAAUAUUGAUUUAGACAAUGCUCAAAUCCAUCCAUCUAAACUUUGUAUAAAGUGUUAUAUGAAGUUGUAUCAUAUUCGCAAACAAAAAUUUAAGAAGGAUUUCACACCUAUGUUGUCAUACCAAUUUCAACAACAUAAUGACGAGCAAUGUGAUUUGUGUAAAUCUAAACUGUUCGGAAAACACAAAUUGGCUAAUCCUAUAAAAUUUUAUGAUCUGAAAAAAGUUGCUGAGUAUUAUAACGUUUUUAAAGUGUUUUAAUAAAUUUGUAUCUAUUGAUAUGCAAGAUUAUGUUUUGGCGUGCAAAACAAUUACGCUGGUUGAAAAUGAAAUAUGGACAUUACAUAUUUUCGACAAAUUGAUUUCUAAAGAAAAUGAAGUACUUAGUCAUUUGCCAAAAUUUCUUAAUAAAAAUAGUGCUGCUGAAAUUUUUUCUUUCAUUAGUAAUGCAAAAGUUUGCUCUGGUAAUGAUAUGCCUAAAGUAAUUAAAAAUAAAAUAAUUAACCUAACUUCAAAAGAAAUCCAUCCAAUUUUGAAAAAAGAUCUUGGGAUUAUUGAAACUAAGUUUAUGAACAGUUUGAAUGAUUUUUCCAUCAUUAGAUCAACCAAGUGUUCUUUUUUGAUAAAUUCUAAUGACAGUAAAGUGAAAUGUGAAAACUGUACAAAAGACAUGAAUUCUCUUGUUAAAUACAAAUCACUUUCUACAAAAUGUAUAAAUAAAAAUAAGAAAAAAUAUAAUAACAAAAAAUGUAAUAAAAAAAAGCAAUUAUUGAUUAAAAUAAAGGAACUGCAGCGAAAUAAAAAAGUUGUAGCUUCUAGAACUUCUAGUUUGAAAAAGAAAGUUAGAGAUUAUUUCAAAAAGGAAGGUGUUUCUGUAGAUCUUCAAACAAAUGAAUUGUUACAGGAGAAAAUCAGAAGUCAAUCAGCUACACCUUUUAAAAAAGAUUCAUCACAGUAUUUUUUCUGGAAGCAACAGGUUAUUCAAUCUUCCUUCAAAAAUAGUAGAGCAAUGAUUUGGCAUCCAUUAAUAAUUAAAUGGUGCCUUAGCAUAUAUCUUAAAAGUCCAGGCACUUAUAAACAUAUUCGUUGUUCACCAUUUUUAUUUUUGCCAUGUAAAAAUACUCUUUUGAAAUAUAUCUACUUCACAGAUCCUAGUUGUGGAUUCAAUGUUGAUAUAAUCCAGCGUCUCUUUGAAACAUUAAAACCUUAUGAUAUGAAAGAGUCUGAGAAAAAUGUAACUUUGAUAUUCGAUGAAAUGAAAAUAAAAAGUGGUUUAGUGUUUUGUAAAACAACUGGGAAAAUGGUAGGGUUUACAGUGAUGGGACCUAUUAAUGAUACAUUAAAUGAAUUUCAUAGAAGAUUUGAGAGCAGAGUAAGAGAAAAUGAUUCUGAAUUAAAUCUUGCACAGUAUGUUGUUGUGUUCAUAGUAAGAGGAAUUUUUUCUUCUUUAUGUUAUUAUUUUGGACAAUUUGCUUCAGAAGUUUUUAAUAGUGACCAGAUAUACUCUUGUACAUGGAAUGCCAUAAUGAUCUUAGAGUCUAUUGGUCUUAAGGUCAGGGCAAUAGUUUCUGAUGGAGCAACACGUAUUAGAAAAUUUUAUAAUCUUCAUAAAAUGGAUGACUCCAGCAACAUGACAGAAGGAGUAGUUUAAUGGACUUGGAAUCAUUGUGUUUCAUGAAGAAAAUUUUUUUUUAUCUGUGAUGUACCUCAUUUAUUAAAGACUGCAAGAAAAAAUUUGGAAAAUUCCGACUGGAACAAAAAGUCAAGGAACUUAAUGGUACUUUAGUUUUUAAUUAUCAAUUCAAUUUAUUUUGGAUUUUCUCUUUAUUUAAUUGAAAUAACUUUAAUUUAAAACUUAUUACCUCAGUAUCAAGGACAAUAAUUAGUUUGGCACCAAAUUAUGAGUUUAUAUGAAUGGGAUGUUGGUUUUUUAAGGGAUGCCCCAGGACUGCGUAUGGGACACAAACUUUGAGAUAAACUUAUAAACUUAACUCCUCAAUCGAGAAUGCGUGUAAACCUAGCAGUGCAGGUACUAAGCUCAACUGUUGCACACAUGCUUGAAGAGCAAAAUGAUGAAAAAACUGUUUCACUUCGAGAAUUUAUUUUGUUCAUGGAUAAAUUUUUUGAUUGCAUGAAUGUUUCAAAGUUCAUCAAUAAAACAAGAAAGGAUGCACUAAAUCCUUAUAUUUCUGUUGAGGAUCCCAGGUUUGAGUGGCUAUCAAAAGAUUUUCUUGGAUUUUUAAACGAAUGGGAAAAAUAAUCAAAUAGCAUUUUAAAUUUAUCUAAAGAAGAACGGUCAAGGUUUUGUCUAAGCAGGCAAACUCUAAAAGGACUUAGAAUAUCUGUGCAUUCAUUUGUGGAAUUAGGAAAGAUCCUUUUGUUAGAAGAUAACGUUAAAUUCUUACUUUCUGAAAAAUUUACUCAAGAUCCGGUAGAGGAAUACUUUUCCAAACAGCGGAGGCGUGGUGGCUCUAACGAAAACCCAACUCUUGAGGAAUUCAACAGAAACGUGCUUGGUCUGAAUGUUGCUGGAGAUGCACUUGUACAUGCAACGAGUGGAAAGUAAAGAGGUAGAGAUAGGGAAAUAUUGAAAAUUGAUGUCCUUGAUGAGACUCUACCUCGAA